This is a messenger RNA of Solea solea (common sole), 6096 nucleotides long. RefSeq names its product checkpoint suppressor 1 (gene ches1). The transcript is spliced from 6 exons. Gene Ontology annotation, molecular function: cis-regulatory region sequence-specific DNA binding; DNA-binding transcription factor activity. NCBI's taxonomy places the organism in Eukaryota, Metazoa, Chordata, Actinopteri, Pleuronectiformes, Soleidae. Gene Ontology annotation, cellular component: nucleus. The coding region runs from base 408 to 1868 and encodes 486 amino acids. Gene Ontology annotation, biological process: regulation of DNA-templated transcription. The record is from RefSeq and is a predicted model, not a curated record.
GCGCGCGCGCACAUACACACUGAGGCUCUCUGACAGAGGAGAGAGAGAGCAGAGGGAUACACAGGGAGAGAGAGAGAGAGACUAUAGGAACGCAGCGACUUGUGUGUGUGCGUGUGUGUGUGUUUAGGUACGAUAGCUCGCUCGCUCGCUCGCUCGGUGGUACAAGCGACUGGCGGGGCGGAUAUGGAGGGGCUCAGGAAAAACGCUGGGAACUGACCGAGCACCGAGACGAAGAGAGGGAGCGAGAAAGAGAAAGAGAGAGAUAGAGAGAAGAGAAGAAGGACGGACAGCACGGAAGGAAGGACGGAAGGAAAGGAGAUAGAUAAGUCUGAAAGAGGAGAGGAAGAGUGCGAAGAAGGGGCUCGUCUGGAACACAGAAGGAUUCUAAGGUGUGAGCCCUGGGCUGGAUGGGACCCACCAUGCCCCCCAGUAAGAAGGCCCAGAGCCCCAGUAGUGGAGCCAGUGCCUCGCAGGGCAUGAGCCCGCCGUACCGGCAGGGGGACGCCGCCACGGCAGCAUCAGAGGCGGAGGCAGCUGACCUCUCCCUGUCCCUCUCUGCCUCCUUCUCCAAGGCUGAGGACGAGGAGCUCACCAGCCUCUCCUGGCUCCACGAAAGCACGGACCUCCUCAACAGCUUCAGCCACUCAGGGCUGCGUAGCGUCUCCCCUCUACAAGACCCAGGCGGUCAGCACCCGCGCUCGCCCUCCUCCUCGUCUCCCUCCCCAGACGACCCCCUGCUCGGCGACGCACACUCGGCGUACGACUUGGCAGCAGGGGCGAACAGGAAACCGCCGUACUCCUUCAGCUGCCUGAUCUUCAUGGCCAUCGAGGACGCGCCAAACAAACGACUGCCCGUUAAGGAUAUCUACGGCUGGAUCCUGGAGCACUUCCCAUACUUUGCUAACGCCCCCACAGGCUGGAAGAACUCGGUGCGCCACAAUCUGUCACUGAACAAGUGCUUCAAGAAGGUGGAUAAAGACCGGAGCCAGAGCAUAGGCAAAGGCUCCCUGUGGUCCAUAGAUCCGGAGUAUAGGCACAAUCUGAUCCAGGCCUUGAAGAAGACGCCGUAUCAUCCCUACUCGCCCGGCCUGGCCACGCCCUCCACCUCUCCACCCACCCUGCCUCAGACAUUUCACCACAGCCCUCCAUUGUGGUCGGGGAGUCCCCUCUUCAGAAAGAACGGAGGAGUUCUCCUACAAGUUCCUCGUGGUGUGAUCCAAAAUGGUGCCCGUGUCCGGAGCCAGGCCCUCUUUCCUGUGAUCAGACCCCUACCUGUAAGCCCUGUGGGAAGCAGAACCUCGGCCAUACGAUCAUCCCUGGGAGAUUAUCUAAGCCGAGGACAGGACAGCCCAUCCCGCUACUCUCCUCCGCCCGGCAGUGAGGACCUCCAGGACGACCACACUUACAGCACCGCCAAAUCCCCCAGCAGGCUGUGCUCCUCCCAGGUCGCAGCGUCUUCCUGCCCUCUGGACGACGACGACGACAUCAUCGCCGUGGAGAUCCAAUCAGACGUCAAAGCCGAGCCCCGGGAGAUCCCAUUGGACUCUCACAUCACCACUGCCGCCACUGCCUACAUUUCCCAGCAGCCCCUGCGCGGACAGAGACGUAGUUCGGGGUCGGGAGCUGGGACUCUGGCAGGCAGCAGUUUGCCCUGGACCAAAAACCGAGCGAAGGGCAUUAGCGACACACUGCCACUGAAAAAGCGGCGCGCGGCGGCAGUGGAGAAGCCGCCAGAGAGCGACGACGAGGAGAUGAAGGAGGCGGCGGGGUCGCUGCUCCACCUGGCGGGGGUCAGAGCCUGCCUCAACAACAUCACAAACCGCACCGCCAAGGGCCAGAAGGAGCAGAAAGAGGCCCUGAGAAACUAAGACACACACAUAGAACAAGUACACCGUCAUGCAAACACACACACACACACACAAACACAUACAAUACACAAAUAGGUCAACAGGUAAUGUUACUUCAGCAUUAGUCUCUACGGACACUUCUCAUCUCCCUCUAUCUAUCUGCAGGGCAUUAGGUGAAUCCUACUUAUUUGUGGCAAUAUCAAAAAUCUAUGUUUUCCUACAUGUUCAGCAACACUUACAUCAAUGGGUAUUUCUCAUGUGUCUUUGUUGUUUUUGUUGUUUAAAAAGGGGAUGAAAGCCAUACAAAAAAAAAGGAAAAAAAAAAAAAGAGCAUGUUUUGUCACUAAUUUGGAAAAAGUCGAACCCGACGAAACUGAAUCACAUCGCGGAGCGUGCAGUCCAUGAGCAGAAGACGGCUGUUUUGUCUUACCUGUUUGUUUCUUUGUGAAUCUGUAGCAAUCUUGCAGCAAUGCCAGCAACGGCGGCGGCAGAGCCGACGAGACACAGCCUCUCCACCAAGACUCUCUCGGCCGCCGGCUAGCAUCACUCUCCUACAUCCACGAGCACAAAUGUGAGACUGUGCCAAAGAUAAGUGACCAGGUUGCUUCAUGUAGCCGAUACGACAGCUGACAGAAAAUAAAAAAAAAUAAAAUAAAUACAUGAAAUGAAAGAAGGCAUAGUAGUAAAGAACAGCUAGAGAGAGAAUGACCGUACGCGUCAAAAUAAUUGUAAAACCCAAUGUGAUAUAUAUUCAUGCACUUAAGAUUAUUUUACGCCACUUAUAAUAAAAGCAUCAUGGGUAAAGACAUGGUUUAUUUCAAGAGCACUCAUAGUAUUUAAGAAUAGAUUUAUUAAAGUGAAAAAAAAAAUAAAAAAAAUAAUGAUCAUGUUUAUCACCAUAGAGAUGGAUAGUGUGCCGGGUCUGAGGCAAUAUCUCCUUCAUUUUGUUGUUGUUGUUGCAUUAUGUAAACGUCCCUGAAACUUCCCCCUCAGUAUUUGUGUCCAUAAGCGUAGACACCAGGUAUAGAUACCAUAGCUACCACAACCUUCCUAUUCAUUUGACGACGUCAAAGAACUAUAUACAUAAAACUGUGGGUUUUUAGAUUUCCGUUUGUGUCUGUUUACCCUCACUCUACCCUCAUAAAGAUAUAAGCAAUUUGUCCCGCGCGGACAACUCUGUAAAAAGGUUAGAAAAUAUUUUAUUUUUUUCCUUUCUUAAUUGAAGCAAUUUGACCUGCAGGACUUUCUCAGUUAUAUUGCAUGGGUGCUUGUAAAUAAGAUAAAAAGCAAAUCUUUUUUAUUCAAAGAUCAUGUAAGAUAAACAAUGUAUUUAGCAUGAAGCAUGACUUAUUUUCAUAUAAACCUUGAUCCUAGAGGAAAGAAAAAAAGUUUUGCCGCCAAUUCUUAUACCCGUGGUUAUAUUAUUGGAUUUCUGUUUUGUUUGUUUUGUUUUUUUCUUUAAAAAAACUUUUGGGUUCCUGUUAUGUUUCUUCUGAGCGGGCUUUCAAAGACACGUCUUCAGGGAGGAAUGUGGGGGGAUCACUCUGCAAUUAGAGGCCCAAGGGUGCCACCUGUGGGCUUCGGGUUCAGGCUUAUGUAGGCCAGCUGAAUCACCUCUUAGGGGUGGGCUUCCGUCUUCUUCUGCCUGUACAGUGGUUUUUUGGUGUUCAGUGUUAACCCCGGUGUUAUUUCAGAACACGUCUGUAGAGUGUGUGAGUUUGUGUGCCCAGGAACACAUGCCCUUUAACAUUGUGCCUGCCUGCCUGCCUGCCCUCAGUACCUCUGUUGUCAUGUCUCUGACAUGUGUUGACAGGACGUUAACUUGUCUUUAUUUAUAACAUUGUUAGGGGGGUUGGGUCCCCCCCCCCCCCCCCCCCCUUACCCUGUGUGUCAAUGUACAUGUGUUCUUUAUUUUUCCAUCAGCAUUGUUCAGUGUAAAUGUGUGGAAUCAGAUAAGAACCUCAUAUGUCAAAAUGGCAGAACCUGGGAGUUGAGGAUUGUUAAAGGUGAUAUAUGUAAAAUAUGUACAACAGCUACCUUAAGCAUUUAAAGCGGUUACUACGCCGCGGUCGCCCGACUUUGCAGACCGCACGUUACACAGUGUCCUCGCUCAUACAUAUACGUCACUGUCCCACUCUGUGUUUUAUUUUUUUAUAAACGCUGAAUCUAUUGAUAUUGAUUCCGAGGCAGAGACAGGAAAGGGAAACCUGAUGAGAGGAGACGAGGCGACAAAAAAGGAUUGUAAAAACAUUCAAAUAAGUUAAAUUAUCCACCGACAACGGCAGAGUGUUAUGGCGCUUUUCCAUAUACAGUUCUAUCGCUACUCGGUUCUACUCGGUUCUACUUCUAUUCUCUCUCUUCCAGUGACGACACUCUCUGACCAGUCAGUGGUCAGCAGUGUGUGGAUGUCACGUGUAUUAUCCCUGAUGGAAAAAGCAAAAGGUCGAGUCGGGUCAAGCCGAGUGGUGCUAGAACUGCAUAAUGGAAAAGCUUAGCCAUUAGCUAACCUUGGCAUAAAGCAUUCAUGUCUUUCAGCCGUCUAUAUUUUAACACAGCUCCACUGCAGUCGCUUGUUUUCCCUUGUCCUCGAUUUUAAGAGGAGUAAUGGGGCUGUUUCAGUGUAGGUUUAGGUAAAAGACAACCUGUUACUGGGCGUGUGGCAGUUGGGUUUGGCGCAGUAUACCAAACCAAAACAAGAACAAAGUUUGUGUCCUGCAAAAGAACAUUUAAAUUGGGAAUAUACCGGCUGCACCAUUGUUGUCAGUGAAGCUCAGUAUUUUUAAUUUAAUGACAUAUCAUGGUCAUGUUAUGACUUCAUAUAACACAUGUCUUACAUAUGGCACCUUUAAGGUUGUUUUAUAUCAUUUGCAUUCAGUGUUUUCAACCCUGUGAUGAAAUGUAUUACUCGUGCAUGUCAUGCCUCCAUGGAGUCUGUCACAGAUUUAUCUAAUGAGCCCAAUCCGAGGAUCAGAGGUGGAUUAUUAUUUUAUUUUAUUUUUUUUUCAACAUUCACACAAACUUGACGGAAAUUUGAAAGAGCCGCAGUGAGCUUUUGACAGAAGUGAUAAACAUUACAUACUGCCACACUGCCAUUAUUUGGCAUGCUUUUGCUAAGUCUGCAAUGCAUUAUAGUAUUAAUUUUCCCUCACAUGCAGCGAUGCAUAUGAAUAAAAAAGAAAGCAGCUUUGUGGGAUUGGGUGUAGCAGCAGCAGCAGCAGCAGAAGAGUCACUCGAGGUUCUGUUUGAAGCCAACCGGGUAAACAAAUGCAUGUUCCACCCUCUGGUACAGUCUUCUACCACCUGUAGCAUGCAUCACUGGCUUCAUAUUUUGUAUGGUGUCCAUUUAAGGAAAACAGAAAAUGCUAAAAGGAGACACACUGUCAGUGUCCUUGUUGUGUGCCAUCCGUCUCUUGUCUGAUAUUUGUCUGAGUGCUCCAGCGGCCCAGGUCAAGCACUCUGCUGUAUUUGCAGUCACAAUCCACUGUUGUGGUGACUAAUAACAUGUUCGGUUGGCGAGAGGCACGUCGAGGGGAGAAUGUGUUGCUUUAGCAACAACCUUUUCUCUUUUUUUUUUCUUUCUUUCCCUCUGACUCACUCAGUGACCUGGGGAAAGAUGAACCCCUGACCUACGUGUCCGGAAAAAACCCAACAAACCUGGGACAUAUUAAAGCAAAUGAAAUAAACUUCACUGCCUAAAAAGCCCCCAAAACAAAGUAUUUCCUUCAAAACCUGCCAAACAUUCAUUGACACACUCUGAAAGAUGUACUUGCCAUUGUUUCGUUUACGUUUUUAUGCACAUGUUCAUGUCGUGUUUUCUUUUUCUGACAAAGUUAUCUACAAUACUGCCAUUUUCUUUCUGUGACUGCCUGAGCUGAAUAUUGGAAAGCCAUAGGUUAGAGAUGUCAAAAUGCAAAACUGUUAUUGAUCCGUGAGAUGUGACGCAGAGUACGCCCCCAUGUGUCGUCUUUUUUUCCUUUCUUUCUUUCUUUCCUUCUUUUUCUUUCUUUUGUUUCCUUUCUUUUAGUAAGUGUUCAAUUCUCUCCUUAUUGUGCAAUCAUAUUGCCAAAGAAUGAUUUCAAGACCUAUUUCAUCACUACAUGUAAAUAUCAACGUUGUCCAAUACCGUGGCAAAAAAAUAUAUAAAUGUUGUUUUAUUUUGUUUUCCAUUUUCUGAAAAACUACAAUGAUGUUUAUGUGAUGUAUUGUCUUCCAGUUGGUUGCAAUAAUAAAAAAUACAAGUUGCAGAAAA